UUCCCUUCACCGCCAAGAAUUUUGAAGACAUCCAACUUCCAUUUUUUUUCCUUCUUCAAUUUGCAGAGAACUUCUAAGAGAGAUUUUGGAAGAAGAAGAGGAAUUUUACUAGAAUUUUGAGGUUGAAGAAGAGGAGGAGAACUCAAGCAAAGUGUAUCCAUGGCUGAAUUUUAGUUCAUUCUGCACAUCACUGGUUUUUAAUUCGGUUUGAACUCUUCAAAAGGAAUUAAGAGGGCAGUUGGUUUUCAAUCGAAAUCAGGAGGUCUCUAGUUUUUCUUAUAUUUCAGAGUGUACCAGUGGAGUUAGAAUCUCUAUUUGGUAUGAUUGGAAAGCUUAUUCAAUUUACUACAACUUUCAUGAAGAAAUCGUGAACCAAAAACGACUAAAAAUCAGUUACAUAGUAGGGACAAGUUAAAGAGGUCAUGUGCGCGCGAUUAUGGAAGUGGUUCUAUUUUGAGGGUUAUCUGAGUUUAUGCACGAGGAAUCAGAUUUAGACGUCUUCAGGUAGAGAUCGAGUUCCCGGUGCCUGAUAGACUGCCUUAGUCUGCUGAAGCUUCAUUAUCGAUUGCCAGAGUCAUGCCACCACGUAUUGGUAGACGACGCCGGCAGAAUCAGGACGGGAUGCAAGGUCCUACCCAAGGUCCAUCUGUAGGGGAAUCUAGUACCCUAGGAGUUCGAGGUGGGGCAGGAAACGAGCAGUUUGCGAGAACUACACAGGAAAUAGGAAGGCCAGAUAGAGCAGAGCCUAGUGAUCCAGAAAAGGCAUACGGAAUUGAACGGCUGAAGAAGUUAGGGGCUACAGUGUUUGAGGGUUCUGCAGAUCCAGUUGAUGCAGAGAACUGGUUGAAUAUGCUUGAAAAGUGUUUUGAUUUGAUGAAUUAUCCUGAGGAGCGAAAGGUUAGAUUGGCCACAUUUUUGUUGCAAAAAGAGGCUGAAGGAUGGUGGAAAUCUAUAUUAGCAAGGCGCAGUGAUGCACGUGCUUUAGACUGGCAGACUUUUAGAGGCAUAUUCGAAGAUAAGUAUUAUCCCAUCACAUAUUGCGAAGCCAAGAGGGAUGAAUUUCUGGGGUUGGAAAAAGGAUCACUUUCAAUGGCUGAGUAUGCGAGGAAGUAUACUGAGCUUUCACGAUAUGUUGACGUUAUUGUAGCUUCUGAGAGUGACAGGUGCCGAAGGUUUGAAAGAGGGUUGCGUUUUGAAAUACGUACCCCAGUUACAGCCAUUGCUAAGUGGACGAAUUUCUCUCAGUUAGUGGAGACUGCCCUUCGUGUGGAGCAGAGUAUAACAGAAGAGAAAUCGGCAGUGGAGCUUAGUCGUGGGACUUCAACAGCUAGUGGAUUUAGAGGCCGUGAGCAGCGGAGGUUCACGCCUGGGAUAAAUAUUUCAAGCCGUCAAGAUUUUAAGAAUCGCUCUGGCGGCCAAGCAUCGAGGAACGUGAGUUAUGGUAGUAUUUUUCAGAGACAAAGCCAGAGAAUACCUAGUCAACCCAUUAGAUCAACAGUAAGAUCGCAACCAGGUCAGGAGUCCAUUGCUAGUAUCGUCAAGCGAACACCAUGCACGAGUUGUGGUAGGAACCAUCGGGAUCAGUGUUUGGUAGGUGCCGAUGUAUGUUACCAGUGCGGAUAGCCAGGACAUUUCAAGAAAGAUUGUUCACAGUUGAACAUGACAAUUCAGAGAGAUCAAGGAGUUGGGUCUCAGACAGUUGAGCAAUCGAGAGUUUCAGUGGUUCCAACAGAGGGCACCAGUGGUGCAAGGAAAAAGGGAGUUGUUGGAAGAUCGAGGCAAUAGGCAAAAGUCUAUGCUAUGACUCAACAAGAAGCGGAGGACGCACCAGAUGUUAUUACUGGUACGAUUCUUAUUUGUAAUGUACCUGCAGAUGUUUUAUUUGAUUCAGGUUCUACGCAUUCCUUUAUUUCUAGUAUAUUUCUGACUAAGUUGAAUAGGAUGCUAGAGCCUUUAUCUGAGGGGAUAGCUAUAUACACUCUAGUUGGUGACGUUUUACUUGUUAAUGAGGUGUUACGUAAUUGAGAAGUUUUAGUAGAAGGUAUCAAUUUGCUAGUGGACUUACUACCACUAGAGUUGCAGAGGUUAGAUGUAAUUUUGGGAAUGGAUUUCUUAUUUGCUCACUAUGCAUCUAUGGAUUGCCAUAGGAAGGAAGUGGUUUUCAGAAAACCAGGCUUUGCUGAAGUGGUUUUUAGAGGUAUG
This is a messenger RNA of Cucumis melo (muskmelon), 2202 nucleotides long. RefSeq lists its product as uncharacterized. The transcript has 4 exons. The coding region runs from base 577 to 1623 and encodes 348 amino acids. NCBI's taxonomy places the organism in Eukaryota, Viridiplantae, Streptophyta, Magnoliopsida, Cucurbitales, Cucurbitaceae. The record is from RefSeq and is a predicted model, not a curated record.